Penaeus monodon (black tiger shrimp) is the source of this 2566-nucleotide messenger RNA. RefSeq names its product NAD kinase-like. Lineage: Eukaryota; Metazoa; Arthropoda; Malacostraca; Decapoda; Penaeidae. The record is from RefSeq and is a predicted model, not a curated record. Gene Ontology annotation, biological process: NAD+ metabolic process; NADP+ biosynthetic process. Gene Ontology annotation, molecular function: NAD+ kinase activity.
UGCUCCUCUCGCCUGUUCUCUUUGCAAAGAAUUCUCCUCGGGGCGGUUGUGACGUCGCUCUCCUGUGCGGGCUUGCAGUGCAGUGUGUGCAACGCGGCAGUGGCGUGACGGCAGGGCCCCUGUGACGCCGAGUCUGUGGUUCGGCCGGGAUUGCAGUGCCAGGAACCCGGGGCCGUGGAGAGCGAUAGCUUAUCAGGGAAUCUGAAGCGAUUUAGUGCUUUAAUCAUCGGGAAUCUGGGCCUCCGUUCGCCGAUGGGGAAGCGUUUCGUCCGGAAUGCUGGUGGAUGAUGUGAGGCAAUGGUGAUUCGGAUCGCUGAGGCCUGGUGUUGAGUGAUAUGCAAAUGCAAGAGACAAGCUGAGCAUUAUGUCUCUCGACUACAAAGCAUGAGAAUGAUUCCGAGAACUUGAUACAACCUCCACAAAAUCAGUGAGAUGGAAUUACAGCAUCAGAGCCUUGCCUGAGACAAUAUCAAAAGAAAAAUGGCAAGUCUGAGAGAUGUUGGAGAGUUGCCCAGAAAGACGUCAGAAAAAUCGUCGAGACAGAAGAAAAGAGGGAGUUUUGAAGAUGAGACAGACACAGUUCCUGAAAAGGCAACAGAUAGGGCCGAAGAGAUUGCUCAGUUCCUUCAGAGGAUGAAAAUCAAACAGGAACAGAAUGGAGUGUGCGAUGAAACCACAAUUUCUGAGAAUGGCCGUCACAACUGCCCGAUACUCUGGACAAUCCAGGACCCGGCGAGCCAGAGACUCACCUGGUACAAGCCUCCUCUCUCGGUACUCGUUAUCAAGAAAGUCAGGGACGCACAAGUCAUCCAGCCGUUCAUCCAGCUGGUUAAGUGGCUGACCGUAGAGAAGAGAAUGCUGGUGUUCGUCGAAGCCUCAGUCAUGGAAGAGUCGCUGGUGACCAGCCACUCUGGCUUCCCUGUGCUGAAGGACAAGCUCAUGAGUUUCCGAGAAGGGCAAGACGACCUCACAGACAAAAUUGAUUUCAUCAUUUGUUUAGGUGGUGACGGCACUCUCCUCUAUGCCUCAUCGCUCUUCCAGCAAAGUGUGCCACCGGUUAUGGCCUUCCACCUUGGCUCCCUGGGAUUUCUCACUCCCUUUAAGUUCGACAAUUUUCAGGAUCAGGUCACGAACGUCCUUGAAGGCCACGCAGCCCUGACCUUGAGAUCGCGUCUUAGAUGCAUCAUCCUUCGCAAGGACCAAGAGACUGGCAAGGGUGGCUGUCCCCCCACUAACCUCCUGGUAUUGAAUGAAGUGGUCAUCGACCGUGGACCCUCGCCAUAUCUCUCCAAUAUUGACCUCUAUCUUGAUGGCAAAAGAAUCACAUCAGUACAAGGAGAUGGCUUGAUUGUAUCAACUCCUACGGGUAGCACAGCCUAUGCCGUGGCUGCUGGAGCCUCCAUGAUCCACCCAUCGGUGCCAGCCAUCAUGGUGACCCCCAUCUGCCCUCACUCCCUCUCCUUCAGGCCCAUCGUUGUGCCAGCAGGCGUCGAGCUCAAGAUUGCAGUAUCUAGAGACAGCAGAAAUACAGCGUGGGUAUCCUUUGAUGGAAGAAAAAGACAAGAGCUUUUACACGGGGAUAGUCUGAGAGUCACCACCUCCAUAUAUCCUGUUCCCUCAAUCUGUGCAGAGGACCAGAUUGCUGACUGGUUUGCAUCUCUAGAUGAGUGUCUUCGCUGGAAUGACCGCAAGCGUCAAAAGCACUUCGAUGAUCCGGAUGACCUGUCCCCCCCGGACCUCACUCCAGACCUAACCCAUUCCUCCAGUUCAGACACUCUGGACUCCCUCAGCGAGAGAAACGAAGGCUUUGAUAAUUAGGCUGGUCCGAUGUGAAAGGGAUCAUGAGCAGAAGAUGCACAUAGCACCAGUGAAUGUGAAAAAAGUGACUUUGUGGACAGUGCACGGACUGCGUUUCUCUGACUGAUAUAGUGUACAUUCAUGUCAAGUGCUCAUUCCUCAAAGUGCUGUAUUAUUCUCAAAUUAGAAUAUAUAUAUAUAUAAAAAGGUGUUUGUACACUUUUCAACAUAUUUCAUCUAUGUGGUCCCAUGUACUGUAUCAUCACAUAAACUGUUAUUUUGUCUUGACAUUCUUGUUGAUAUGUGAGGAUGGUUAUCAUUUGCUAAGGUUCUCGGCAUCAGUUGUCAUUUCAUAGCAGAAAAGAAGACAUAUUUUAUGAUGAAAUUUCAUUAGUGCCAGCAGUUACUGAGCCAGCUUUUUAGCUCUUAUGUUACCUGUCUUUUAUACUGUAUAUUUGUUUAAUAAUUUAUUUAUUAAAGUUUCAAAAGAAUUUUCAAAAUCUUAGUAAGAUGACUAUGUUGUCGACACAUAAAGGCUAUUGAUACUUUUAUAUUUUAUUUUUCUAAGUCUGUUAUCGUGUAUUUGACAGUGUGAACACAUGGAUUUACAUGAGAAUUUUUUCAGUGAAAGAAAACAUGUCAUGUAAUCUUUCAGUUUUUAAAGUAGCAUAUUGGGUUGACUUGCCAAAUGACUAAGACAAGAAGAACUUUUGUUACACUUUGAUUUACACCCUUGUCCUUUGUAGGAAAUAAAAUGAUUUAUCAGUUA